This is a messenger RNA of Aspergillus niger, 1914 nucleotides long. RefSeq lists its product as uncharacterized. NCBI's taxonomy places the organism in Eukaryota, Fungi, Ascomycota, Eurotiomycetes, Eurotiales, Aspergillaceae. The record is from RefSeq and is a predicted model, not a curated record. The transcript has a single exon. The coding region runs from base 1 to 1914 and encodes 637 amino acids.
AUGAUUCCGUCGCAACCCCUCCCACUCGCCGAAGAGUGGACGGAUCCGGAUGCCUACGUCGAGGCCCUCUUGUCUUUCGCGAAUUCUUCCGCCAUCUUCAGGCAUCUUUGCGGCGGUGUACACAUCCUCGAUUUCCUGACCCGCGAACCUGACCUGUAUACCUCUCUGCUGCCGGAACACUGGAGGACAUUUUUCGACCAGCAUGAUAUUCAGGACAUUUUGGACCUACUUCUGCGGGAUGACAUCCGACCUCUUUUAGACCAAAGUCGGGAGGAUGCUGCGCGUGGUGGCGAGUCAAGCGCACAGUGGCGCGGGGCGCCUCUGCCUCCUCUGGACCUAUUGGAGUAUAUCCAUCAGAUCCGUCGACUGAGCCUGGGGCGGGAUUUCACUCCCUCACAGCCCGGAACACCGUCGAUCCCGAGGAAGAUCGCCGUCGGAAUGAACGUCAAGAAGUACCACGAGGUCGCGCACUUUUCGAAAUACGUCGAUGCCCUCUGUACCACGGUGGACGAACAACGGGGCGAUCCUAUCACACACAUUGUCGAUUUCGGUUCGGGCCAGAGCUACCUCGGACGGACGCUUGCGUGUCCCCCUUACAAUAGACACAUUGUUGCCAUCGAGCGGAAGCAUCAGUUCAUCAGUGGCGCGAAGGGAAUGGAUAUUCAUGCGAAGCUGCAGGAAAAGAAACGCGUCAACAUGUACAACAAGAAACUGGCAAACUGCAAGACCUGUGCAGAACCGGAUGCGCCUGCAGAGACGGGUACCGAUGGUCAAGAAUCCGCUAAUGUGAAGGGUGAUGCUACAAAGGGCCUAAGCGAUACGGCAGGUGGUGGUGAAGAGGAUAUGGCCAUGAUCAACGUCUUCCGUGAUAUUAGUCUCGCACCUGGCGAGAUCGGGUUCGCUCCUUACCGCAAUGUCCCGAAAACCGCCACCGAGGAGGAAGUAGAUCCAGAGAAGCCUAGAGGUAAAAUGGAUUACAUCGAGCACGAGAUCAGGGACGGUUACCUCGAGCCCAUCAUCAAAGACGUCAUUGAGGCUGCGCCUGUCGAAGGGGAGACCGAAGCUCAAGGCGAAUCAAAGGAUGCUAACGUCAUGGUCAUCUCUCUACAUUCUUGUGGUAACCUUCUCCAUCACGGAGUACGGUCUCUGACCCUGAAUCCCUCCGUUAAAGCCAUUGCUAUGAUCGGAUGUUGCUACAAUCUAGUCACUGAGAGGCUGGGUCCUGCUACCUACAAGCUUCCCAUUCUCCGGUCGAUGCACCCCCGUCUGACAAAGGAUGCCGUUGCAUACGACCCCCAUGGCUUCCCGAUGUCGAAACGGUUUGAGGUUUAUGAACACGAAAGUGGAACGGGCAUGAAGCUCAACAUCACCGCCCGCUCGAUGUCCUUGCAGGCCCCGUACAACUGGAGCCGGAAAGACAGCGAAGACUUCUUCACCCGCCACUUCUAUCGGAGUCUGCUCCAGCGCCUGCUUGUGGAUCGCAAGGUAGUUGCGAAGCCCAAGAACCCGGACAAUUUGUAUGAGGAAUCCACCGAACCUGAAGAUGCCGGAAACCCUCUGAUUGUAGGCUCUCUACGGAAAUCGGCUUUUGUUUCCUUUGCUGCGUAUGCCAAUGCUGCGGUGACGAAGCUGGGUCGCGACCCGAACUUCGGUGAGAAGAUCAAGGCAGGAAUGGCGGAUUUGACUGAGGAAGAUUUUGAUCGCUACGUGAAGGAUUACUGGUAUGCGAAAAAGAACCUGAGCGUGGUCUGGAGCUUGAUGGCUUUCAGUGCUGCUCUGGUUGAGGCCAUCAUUGUCGUUGACAGAUGGCAAUUCCUGCGUGAACAUGACUCAGUGAAGGAGUGCUGGGUUGAGCCGGUGUUUGAGUACAAGGAGAGUCCGAGAAACUUGGCUGUUAUUGGAAUCAAGAAGUGA